AUGCCAGGAACCAAGUCAGCAUUAGACAAGUCAUUGCAGUUAUUGUAUAAUUAUUCAACUAAUUUUCAAGUAUCAAUUGAACUAAUUCAAAAAUUGGCACAACAAUUAAAGUUGGAAACAUUUAUUGAUAGUUUGGGUUUUAAUUUAGAUGAUUCAAAGCCCGGACAGAAAACCCAGAAACUAAGCAUUGCUGGAUCAUCUAUAUUGCUCGAUAUUGAUUUUGAAACUGAUAAUAAAAUUGUUGGUUUGUCAUUAUCUGUAAAUGCUGGUGAUAGUCUUGAACAACAAAAUAAUCAUAGAGAAAUCGGUCCUCCUAACCAUACAACAAAUGGACAAUCGUCGUCACAUAUAUCAAUUGUCACUGACGAAUUGGGUAUCCAUCAUGUCAAAUUAAAUUGUAAUAAUAAUCCUAUUUCAUUUCUAAAUAAACCUAACGAUUUAAAUAAGACACAAGUGGAACAAAUUUUACUACGUAACUUGCAAGCAUCAAAAUUGGGUAAUUUUCCUGUAAAUUUACAACGUUUGGCAACAAUUGAUAAAUUCACAAACUAUAAUCCCGAUUUGUUUAUUUAUGUUGAGUCAAUUGCCUUGUUGUUUAAUACUAUAUUUGAAAUUGAACAGCAAUCGAAUUCCAGUAAUUGGGAAAUUGAAAAUGGAUUAUCCAGUAGUAUAGGGAAAGUCAAUAUAAACAAUGAGGAUAGACUUGGUGUUACUUUGGAUUUCUGGCAAGAUUACAGAUUUAUAAAUCACGAGUAUGAGAUAGUCAAGAAUCAGAGUGGGUUGUUGGUAGGCGAUUACUAUACAAUUCAGGUGGAUAUUGUUGAAGCAUCAAAACAAACAGAUUAUUUACUCGAUAAUCAAGUACAGGAAUGGGAUAUAUCUAUGAGUAAAUACAAGUUUGAAUUUGAUAGUAAUUCAUUGAAACCAUUAGUUUUAGAUGGUGAUGGGUUUUUGGCAUGGUCAUUACAAUUUAAGUUGAACCAUCUGGUUUAUCUUCCAGUUUAUAUACUUGAAUAUUUCUCCUUGGCCUUGGGGAAUAAUUAUACAUUAGAUACAGGUGAUCAUAAUUGUUGUAAUGUGUUUGCCAAAAUCAAUGAAGGAGAGAGUUUUGAACAAGUUUUAAAUAUUGAUUCCAAUUCAGUUUCAUUUCAAUUGACAAAUGAUAUUCCAGGAAAAUUUGUUCCAUUGAAAUCAUUUCACAUCAACAAGUUAGUGGACAUUUCAAAAUUAAUACCCAUUUUGAGAAAUUUCUUGGUAUUGAUUAAUUUGUGUCGUACGGUGAUAAAAAGUAAACUGACUCAAUUGCCUGUAUUCAAUAGUAAAAGAAGAAGAAGUUCUAGAUUUUUGGGAAUACCUACUACUGAAAGGGAAUUGACUGAAGAAUUCAAACACAAAUUAAAAGAAUCGUUGAAAUUGCCAGAUGAUGUUACCGAUGAAGAGAUUCUUGGUCUUAGUGCCAUUUCUGAAACCGCAAAUUAUUCCACUAUACCACCAGCAAACAAGGAUGAUAUAGAUCUCGAAUCAUUUUUGGGAAAUGAAGACACCACCAAUAGUGGUGAUGUUGAUACAAAUGGUAAAAGAGGUACUGACCACCUCCCAGUGAAUGGAAACAACUAUUUCCUGUUGAAAUUGGAGAGUAUUGAUCUUAGUUCACGAGGUGAUUUGCAAUUGGCAUUUGAAUCACAGUUUAAAUCAGAAGAGGUGUAUAUCCCGUUUAGAAUAUCAAAUGGUGAAAUAGUAAAAUUACAAAACAGUGAUGACAUGGAAACUGAUGAUACUCCAAGUUCGAAAUUUAUAAAAGCCUUAAAUUUGACUGAAGAUAUAAUUAGUUCAUAUAAAGCAGUAUACUCAAAUUAA
This is a messenger RNA of Candida albicans SC5314, 1857 nucleotides long. RefSeq names its product Med1p (gene MED1). The transcript has a single exon. Gene Ontology annotation, biological process: regulation of transcription by RNA polymerase II. Gene Ontology annotation, cellular component: mediator complex. Gene Ontology annotation, molecular function: transcription coregulator activity. The record is from RefSeq and is a predicted model, not a curated record. NCBI's taxonomy places the organism in Eukaryota, Fungi, Ascomycota, Pichiomycetes, Serinales, Debaryomycetaceae. Bases 1 to 1857 code for a protein of 618 amino acids.